Messenger RNA from Carya illinoinensis, 1286 nucleotides. RefSeq names its product CASP-like protein 2B1. Lineage: Eukaryota; Viridiplantae; Streptophyta; Magnoliopsida; Fagales; Juglandaceae. Bases 412 to 1023 code for a protein of 203 amino acids. The record is from RefSeq and is a predicted model, not a curated record. The transcript has 3 exons.
ACCCGCUCACCUCGUCUGACUCUUUUUCUUUGGGACAAGAAACUGUUGCCUCUCCCUAGAAAAAAGAAGAAGAGCCCUCGGGCUAUCGCUUUCCAAAUCGACCUAGUAAUCCCUAAAUUUAGAGAAAUAAAUAAAUAAAAGUUGCACAAGUGCAGAAGAAUAAAUGCCACUAAAUUGUAGGAUGAGGUGCCCGUCUAUGCAGAUCAUGCAUUUCUACGCUUUUCAACUUUGACCACUUGGCAGGCACUAAGAUCCACCACCAAAUAUAAAUUAAAGAACCCAAAAAAAAUCAAGAAAAGGCAAAAGAAGUUGUGUUCGAGUAAUUAAGUAGUGGAGUUUCUCUUGUGGGUGUUUGUGAACAAUCUACAGAGGCUUUUCCUGUUCUCAUCACUGUGAGUGAAUCUUGGAAGGAUGAGUUAUUUGGGUGUUGGAGUUAGUCCCGGGAAUGUCCCAGUGUUUCAUGGCACAAAAGUGAAGCUUAUUGAUAAGAGGGUGCGGGUGGCAGAGUUGGUGCUGAGGUGUUUGAUUUGUGGUCUGGGAGUUCUUGCUGCCGUUCUUGUGGUGACUGAUUCUCAGGUCAAAGAAAUCUUCUCAAUUCAGAAGAAAGCUAGAUUUAUAGACAUGAAAGCUCUUGUGUUUUUAGUGGUAGCCAAUGGUAUAGCUGCUGCCUAUUCGUUCGUUCAAGUGCUGAGAUGUGUUGUGAGCAUGGUUAGAGGCAAUGUGCUGUUCAGUAAGCCCUUGGCUUGGGCCAUCUUCUCUGGUGAUCAGGUGAUGGCAUACAUGACCGUGGCUGCAGUGGCAGCUUCAGCACAAUCGUCAGUGUUUGCAAAGUUGGGACAGCCAGAACUGCAGUGGAUGAAGAUAUGCAAUAUGUAUGGGAAGUUUUGUAACCAAGUUGGAGAAGGGGUAGCGAGUGCAGUAAUAGUUAGCCUUAGCACGGUGGCCUUGUCUUGCGUCUCUGCUUUCAGUCUCUUCCGCUUGUAUGGAGGUGGGAACAAGGGCAAGAGCAGCGCUAGGUGGUAGGUUUUGAAAACCCAAUGAUGUAAGUAAAUUGACCUGCCUGUCACUCUUUUGGAUCUUGUCCAAUAUGGUUUUGUAACUUGGAGGCCUAUGGGCUCUCCUCCAAUACAUGCAGCAAUAAGUUUAGGCUGUGGAUUUCCAUAAAACUUGCUUGUGUUUCGGCUCAUUCAAACCCCAAAUAUGUAAGUGAAUAUAUAUGUGUUAGUGUACUGAAUUGAUCAAUGGCCAAUCAAAGAAUAAAUUCAAGUUUAGAAUUUACUAGGAAA